GAGGAUCUGAACCGCGUUCACGUGACGGCGGUUGUAAAUGUAAACAAAAAUCAAACGAUGUAGUCACACUGAAACGGAAUAACAUGUCAAACAUAAAAUGGGGGACAAACUACGCGUAAACCCGGAUUGGAUGUCACAUUUACCCGAUGAGCUUCUUGACGUAUCGCUGUGGAACUUGGCCAUUCCCGGGAGCCAUGACAGCAUGUCUUUCUGUCUGGACUUGUCCUCUCCUGUCGUGAAGUCAGAGUCGUGGCUCCUCAAAGUGGUCGACAGACUUGCUCCCUGUUGGACGAGGCCUUGCGUAUUCCGCUGGGCCACCACGGAGCAAGCUGUACUCAGUCAUCAGUGUGACCUUGGCAUUCGCUUCUUGGACCUGCGGAUUGCCAGGAAGUCAACAGAGUGCAUCAAGUUAUUCUUUGCCCAUGGUAUCUACACGUGGAUUACUGUCAAGCAGGAGGCACUGGAAGAACUGGCUACCUGGCUGGAUGCACAUCCUAAAGAGAUUGUUAUCAUUUGCUGCUCACAUUUCAGUAGUCUGACUCUCAGUGACCACAUACAACUUGUAGAUUACAUCGUAUCACUGUUUGGACCAAAGCUCUGUUCUUCACAGGAUUGUCCCACCUUGCGAUCCUGUUGGUCCAAACAUCAACAGAUCAUUGUUUCCUAUGGCAACCAGGAGAUGGUCCAGCAUCAUCCUGAACUGUGGACUGAAAUACCUUACUGGUAUGCUGACAGCACUGAUCCAAAAAAGGUGAUUGCAUACUUGGAAGCUCAGAAGCGCAAAGGAAGACCAACUGGUUUUUACAUCUGUGGCCUGAACCUGACUGAAAACAUUCCGUUUGUCUUCCUCCAUCCCUUCCAAAACAUGAGGAAGAUUACCACAAAGGCCCUCGCUGUGCUGCUGGGCUGGGUGGGAGAACAACGACCAGGACCUGAGGUGGGUAACAUCAACAUCAUCUGCUGCGACUUUGUGGGCGUCUCUGACUUCUGUGAUUGUGUAAUCGGCCUCAACUACAAAGGCCGGUGAUGAAUGAGACCAAAAACAACCACUAGACAAUCAGCACUUUGAUCGAUGUAAUGCUAUUUAAUCACACACAAGUUUGAAUGUGCAGGAUAGACAAUGGGGGUUGAAUGUAUUAGGAAGUAUAUUAAUACCAGAAAUCCCUCAGACACAUACACUCCUCCACCUAUAUUUUUAGAGUUUUGUAAAUUUGCUGGGUUUUCGUUGCUGGAAGUUAGAAAGUAUACAGAAUUAUGUAUUGUUAUUGUGAAGUAUUUGGAAGGCAGAACUCCCCGAGACACACACACACUCCACUUUUUAUGUUUUUAGUGCCAACACAUUUUUAAACUGUGUGGACAUUCAUUCAUUCAUCUUCCGUUCCUCUGUGUGGACAUAUGAGGGGAAAUCCCCUAAGUCGCACUAGACUCUGGAGUUGAAUAAUGGAUGCUGAUAACACCAAAUGAAUUGCAUUUCUGGUUAAUAGACAUGAUUAAGAUUAUUACUCAUUUGUUGUUCAUUUUAUAUUCUAGAACAUGGAAAACCCGAUUUGUACAAUCAACUGCAUAAUAAAUGUUAAAGUUCC
Molecule: messenger RNA, 1583 nt
Organism: Phyllopteryx taeniolatus (common seadragon)
Lineage: Eukaryota; Metazoa; Chordata; Actinopteri; Syngnathiformes; Syngnathidae
Product: PI-PLC X domain-containing protein 1
Exons: 7
Coding region: 98-1027 (309 amino acids)
Biological process (GO): lipid metabolic process
Molecular function (GO): phosphoric diester hydrolase activity
Source: RefSeq, a predicted model, not a curated record